This is a messenger RNA of Aplysia californica (California sea hare), 7578 nucleotides long. RefSeq lists its product as uncharacterized. The coding region runs from base 143 to 6601 and encodes 2152 amino acids. Gene Ontology annotation, biological process: mismatch repair. The record is from RefSeq and is a predicted model, not a curated record. NCBI's taxonomy places the organism in Eukaryota, Metazoa, Mollusca, Gastropoda, Aplysiida, Aplysiidae. Gene Ontology annotation, molecular function: ATP binding; ATP-dependent DNA damage sensor activity; mismatched DNA binding. Gene Ontology annotation, cellular component: mismatch repair complex. The transcript has 15 exons.
AAUAUAUCAUAAACUCUGUAAUUUUGCAAGGUCUGUGUUUAGCCGGCACUGACUGAGACUGAGGCAAGAACAGCUUCAGAGGUUGCCAGUUUCAUCAACAUUGCCGUUGUUCUGUUGAACAUGGUGCCAUUAUAAAGUCACAAUGAUUCGACGCCUCCCAAAUGAGGUGAAGGCUUGCCUCCGAACAGGAGUGGCUCUGACGAGUUUAGCACAGGCAGUGGAGGAGCUGGUACUCAACUCUGUGGACGCUGGCGCCACCAGUGUAGCUGUACGCAUUGAUCUCUCUUGCUUCAAGAUACAAGUGGUGGACAAUGGCUUAGGAAUCACAACUGAGCAGUUCCCACUGGUCGGGGAAAGGUACUCUACCAGUAAGUGCCACACAAUGGAAGACCUUGAGCAUCUUAACUACUUUGGUUACCGUGGAGAAGCUUUGGCCAGUUUACGAAGUGCUUCAUCUUUUCUGGAGGUGACAUCGAGAGCUAAAUCGUCUAGUGUCACUUUUUCUAAAUGUUUUCAGAAAGGCCAAGCCUUCGAUGUACUGCAGUCUUCUGUGGCCCGCCCUUCCCCGGGCACCACUGUGACCGCUCAUGACCUCUUCUACAAUCUGCCUGUCAGGAGGAAAAGACUUCAUGCUGACUUGGAGAUGGAGAGGAUACGUUAUCGUGUUGCAGGGAUCGCAUUGGUGUGGCCUCGCAUCAGCUUCAGCCUGCGGGAUGACGCAAUAGGCCAUGUGUUGUUGCAGACACACAAGUGUAGUGGGCUUGUGUCCUCCUUCUCCUGUCUGUUCUCACCCGCUCGUGCUCGCCCUUUGAUGGAAGUCAGCGCUGAGAGAGAUGAGUUCAAACUCUCUGGGAUUGUCAGCAAGGAGAGCUACAGUCGCAAAAAUCUCCAGUUUGUUUAUGUCAAUAAAAGACUGGUCCUAAAAUCUAGUAUUCAUCGGCAAAUCAAUAAGAUACUCUCCCGAUCAUUAAUUUUGAAAAGAAAAGGAUCAAACAUUGAUGCUUUGGAAAAGAUGGCAACUGAGGAUGGGAAAGGUAACUCAGGGAGCCCAGUGAAGUCCGCAGAGAGAUUUGGGAUUUAUGUUCUCAAUGUGGAGUGUCCUUUCAGUGCUUAUGACAUUACUUUUGAUCCAGCCAAGACAUUGGUAGAGUUUAAAGAUUGGCCUAAGCUCAUCCAUCUCCUUCAGGACAUGCUUUAUGGAUUCUUGCGAACAGAAAAUCUUAUCUCAGUUUCAGAACCUUUGCUUUCAGGGCCAUUUCCCACCAAUGAAAAGGAAUAUAAAGAUGAUGACAUUGUGGAUGCAGAUGUUGAGAGUGAUAGUAGUCCAAGCGAGUCCGUCUCUUCUUUUCAACCUCUCGAUAUUGACUUUCGUGAUGAUCCGAACCAAAAGGCAAUAGGUUUAAUGAAAUCGUUUGGAAGAAAUAGCUGUAUGGACAGUUCCGAGACAUUCUUACAGUCUAAGUCUGUGAAAAGACCAAAGCAAGUUGUUGAAAGAGAUCAAAAGGAUGCUAAUGACUUUAUGGGGGAGUUCAAUGGCAGGUCAAGCCCAAAGUCUAUGACUGGCAGUUCACAACAAAGUCAUGCAGUAGCUGUGGGUCACUCCGAAGAUGUUUGCACUGUGACCACUGGCAGUUCUGGGAAGGCGCAGGAUGCUCAAGCGCCUUGCUGUGAAACAAGUUGUGGAGAAAACACAGUAAGGGUUAGCUGCCUGUCUACUCAACCAAUUAAGUCCCCUCCAGAGCCAAACAAUGAUGCUAAGAAUCAGCAGUUGGGUGACGAAGCUUAUCACAUCGCUUCACAUAAUCCAUGUAAAGACAGACCUUCACUCUCAGAGAACACCCCUGACAGAGCUGGAAAGGCUUUCCCUCUCACGCUGAACCCUCCACUUCCAAGGUUUACAAGACGCAGCUUGAGUUUUCCAAACUCUGAAUCACCAACAGCCCCUUGUCAGUCUGUUGUCUCCAAAGGUUUUGAUCAGUGUCAGUUGCUUGUAGGGAGCAAAAGACGAAUGUCAAGUGAAGACCCCGUUGGACAUGGCCUCACUUUACAGAAAAAUAAUGCAAUCAAAUCACAGGAGCCAAUCACUUUAGCAAAGUCAAGAUCUGUGUCAUAUUCCUCGAGUCUGCAGAGCUGUCGUCGUGUGAGGACCGCACCUGAGAAGAUGUCAGAUGUGGUGACAAACACAUUACAAGAUCUGAGACAAUCCUUAAAGCAGUCAAGAAAUGCCAUGCUAAGAAACAGCUUUAAAACUCCUGAGAGAGCAUCACGCAAAAGACUGGAUGAUAUUGAUCCUGCACCUCAGAUCAAGCUGUCGAGGACAACUCAUGGAGAAGAGCACAGCGUGUCUCAACAAGAAAGUUCAAGAGCUUUUGAAUCUUUCUCCUUUGGUUUACCAGCCUCAGGACUGCUCAACGAUAAGAAUAAGAGCUGUUCCAUGUCCUCCCGUGACAGUGUAACCAAACUCGAAGCGCCUCAGCUUGACCAAAGACAGGAAGUUUCUAGUGUGCACUGCUCCGCCAUUCCGUCAAAGCGAUUGUCCCAACGUGUGAGUCAUGCCUCGAAGCUAGCCCGUUUGAUGCGAGGAGAGACAGUUCAUUCUGGCAUUGUGGACGAAAAAGGUCAAAGUCAAGAUUGUGGGCGGUCGAGACACACUAAGCUCUUACAGUCUUUCCGCUAUGGCAGGUCUAGUGUUGACACUAAUAGACCACUCUCGUCACGUCAACGGACAGAAAGAUUUGAUAGAAUGUCUAUAUGUGAUGUAACUGAUGGACAGAGAGAAGGACCAGUGGGUGACAUGGAUUUCUCUGACAAGCAGGCAGUGUGUCAGUCAAGCGGGAGUCACCCUUCAAGUCAGUCCGUCACAGGAAAACGAUUGCCAUUUAGUCAAUAUCAGACACAAAUGAGUUCAGAGAACAGAGCUGAGACCAGGGACAAGUCUCCUACACUAUCCCUGGUACUGACCCUUCCUUUGAACUCCUCAAGUCAAGAUGCUCACAAAGAUGAUAAGGCUGACGUAUCACUUGCUCACUGUAGCCCUGGAAAUUGCAGCAUGGAUGGGCAGUCAGGGCAGUCAACACACGAGGAUGUCCUGAACAACAAAAAUCUCAAGUGUCCACAAUCUCAAGGGAAGUUUCCUCUUGUCUUGUCACAAGGGUUUCCCACUCACCAGGAAUGUCGCACUGUGACCCCCAUCAGUGUAAGCAGUUCUCCCCAAGAACUGGGUUGUGGAGAAAGUACCUGCCCUCCUGUGACCUCUACGAGUUCCCCACCCAGUCCACUUCCUUCUCAAGGAUUUUCAGUGCCUCAACAGACAAUAGGAGACAUAGGAGCUGCAGAUUCACUGCUGAGUCAAGCUCAGAAGAGGGAUGAAGGACAAACAUGUUCUUCUAGCCCGUCAGUUGGCUCCAGUGAGAUCUGUGAUUCAGAAGGCAGAAACACGAUCAAGUCUUCACAAGACAUUCAGGCAGGCUUUGUGUCUGAUGGUGGUCAGAUGUGUCCUGAGACGUCACUGAACUUCAUCUCCAGCUUGAGUCCCUUUGACUGUGAAGUGGGGAUACCUGAUAUAGCAGAUGCUCAGGCUGAUGAACAAAAUAGUGAGCGAGAGAAGGACAAUGUAGCUGGAGUUCCACAACCCCAGCAUCCGGUGAAUCUCCCUGACUCAAAUUGUAGAGUAUCCUGUGGCAAGGUCCAGUCUUUCAUCGAUGGCAGUACGGGGGAGGAGAGGGAAAGGUCAGUGCUCACUACUGGUCAAGUGCUUGUAGAGGGGAGAACUGUAAAUGAUACUGUGGGGCUGGCCGGUUGUGGUGAGGUGGGUGAGACAUCUAUGGGUCUGCUCUCGAAGUCCUCAUACUUCGAUGGGAACUCACUGAUUUUACGCUCACCAAUGAAUCCUUGGAGGAAUGCUUCAGGAAAAUUGUUGGCAGUGCAGAAAGAAAGAAAAGCUAUGAUUGACCUGCAGAGUAUAUCCCUGCAGAGUCAAUCGAAUGAUAAGUUUGAGGCACUGGGGUCGAAGGAGUCCCCGUCUGAGUCACGGCAGACAGUUCUAGCCUAUGAUUCUCUCAACCAAGACACUGUUCCUGACACUGAAGAAUUUCCUCCAUGGCAUAAUACAGUGCAAGUUUUUGCCUCCCAGCAGACGUAUAGCCAUGGAGGAGAGUCACAUGGGUGUGGGAAAGCAGCAGGUAAAGAGGUAGAUCUUCAGAGUAUACUCUCUCAGACCAGGGAAGUUUUUUCAAACAUAGAAAAGAUGAUGGCAAAGCCAGACGUUGUGCCUGAUAAAAAUUGGGAGCUACCCUCGUGUACAGAUCUAGAUCAGGGUUACCCAUGUGGAAGACAGAGGCUGGAGGUAUCUCUUCAGUGUGCUCAAACUGAAAUGUCAGCGUUUACAGAAGGCUGUGAUGAGGAAAAAGGGGACGACUCAUUUCCUUUUUUGAGUUCUGUUUCCACUCUUGGGAAUUGCCUCCCCGCUGCCCUUAGCCGUACAAAGUCUUUCAGCAAUGAUUUUGGUGUGAAGGACCAAAUCCAUCACAGGCUGCAUACCACGGAUGGUAAUGGACAUGAAGAUGUGCCUUAUGGGCAACUGAGCUUGAACCAGAAAGAAAACCAGGGCCCAGGGCUACUUUGCCCUAAUGUUGAAUGUGAGACAAAGGGGCUCUCUCAGGACUCAAACGUCAGCUUUCUCCCCAGGCCAGAACUUGAAUCUGCUGAAAUGGUGAAGGAGAUCAGGGAUCAUAUUGACUGUUCCUCCACUCCAUCUUUGAAGGAGGGGGUCAUCAGGGGUCAAACAGAGGACAGUGAGCAGUUUCCUGAUCAGACUUCUAACCACAGUCUAACAGCUCAAUUUUCCAGCUCCGGGGAUCAGACAUUGAUGAAGGUCAGUCUCCCUUGCAGCAACAUUCCCCCUACAUCCAAAGACAGGAUAGAUAUCACAGAGCACAACAGUCCUGUACUUUCUCGAGACAGGGAGAGUGCCUUAUUAACACUCUCUGUUCCUUCUGUGAAAGAGACUGACCAUGUUGUAGAUGAUUCUGAGUCUGAAAGAGGACAUCACGCAUCAGGUGACGGUAGCCUAGUAGCGCAAAGUGGUCACCUGCAAGGCUUGCACAGUGGCCAGGGUCAUCUCUCAUUUGGCCAAACUGGUAUGAUAGCAGGGGACUCUGAGGAUACUGGUGACCCUGACAGUAUAGUUUCUGCUGGUUCAGUAUGUGGGAGACACCCUGAGGAGGUCACAGCUGGGUGCAGAACAGCGCACAAGACUGUAAAGUGCAGUUCACCAACGUCAGGCCUUCAGGAAAUGAUGGGAGCUGGGAGUAAAUCUGCGAGCUCAGAGACAGGGAGAACAGACUCUCUUAUGGGCUGUGAUGAUGAGCCAGUGAUGGAAGUUGCCCAAGACAAUGGAGCCUUGUGGAGACGAGUCAGCGAGCAGGAUACAGGAGGUAGCGCAGUGUAUGUGAACUGUGAGUCCCUGCACUACAUGAGUGAGCACCAGUGGUUGGCUCUGCCCUCACAAGAACGGAGAGAACGGCUGGGGGAACAAGCUUCAGAAAAGGCCUCAGAGAACACUGUUGAGAGGGUUCCUGCAUCACUCAGUCUGUGUGAGGUGGCAGACCUCCAGGCCACGGUGGAUAGACAUCUCAGGCAGGAAGAGUCGGAGGCCACCUCCAAGUGGAGGGCAGGGACACGCCCGGUGUAUGAUUCAGAGGCCAGUGCUGAUGUGUCCUCUCUUUUGGCAGGCUGGAAGAAUCCUGUUUUUACAAUGUUUAAAGAGCCCUCGCUGGUGGCCGACACCCGUCGUGGGGACGCAGCUGCCCGCUCAUGUUUUGACAGCCUCAGUCUGGUUGAGUUCUCCAAGGCCAUGCUGAAUAAAGUGACGGUGAUUGGUCAGCUGGACAACAAGUUCAUUGCAUGCCUGGUGGAGAAGCCCCUGGCCAUCACAGGAACGGCGUCGACGUUGAAGUCAUCCCUCCUUGUGCUUUUUGAUCAGCACGCUGUGCAUGAGCGGGUCAGAUUGGAGUACUUGACCGCAGAUGCUUAUAAAACAAAUGUUGAAAAACCAACGGACAUGCUCAGGAGUGUAGAGAUUAUGCCAGCUCUGACUGUUGUCAUGGAUACGGAUGAUGUGCGGAUCAUGAAAGCUUUCCAGAAAGAGUUUAACAGAAUUGGUAUCAGUUUCAGAAUGGAUCGGGGUAAGAGAGACACAAUUCACAUCACGUCUGUGCCAGCCUGCAUGGUAGAGAAGGAUGUCGCUGACCUCAGGCGCAGCAAAGUGUACGGGACCCCAGAACUUAUCCAGAACCUGGUGAAAGAACACACGGAUCUGUUAAGAAACACCAACGGCGCAUGUGGCCGUCUACCUCUAGCCAUUCAUCAGAUCCUGUGCUCACAAGCAUGUCAUGGUGCUGUCAAGUUUGGCGACCCGCUGAAGACUUCUCAGUGUCGGGAUCUGCUUUCCUCGCUGUCUGCCUGUCGUCUGCCUUUUCAGUGUGCCCAUGGACGGCCUUCAGUAGCACCUAUAGUGGACUUCACCGCUCUAGAGCAGGAGAUAUCCUCUCAGAUAAGGAAGCCCAGGCUGUGGAAGAUAGCUCAACAUCUAAACCAAUAACCAGCCCUCACGCCAAUGCUGUUUCUUUCCUCUAAGAUUCAGACAGUAUUGAACAAAGAAAAAAGGGGGAUUGCUGAUUUAUAGUCUGAAAAACGGACUUUUCCCUGGUGUUUUGGAGUGUGUGUAAUGGGGGGUUUUUUGUGUUGAAUCUUUUCAACAAGGCUUCACAGGACAUGUGUAGCUUUGACAUCAGACUUAAAGCCUCAGAAUCUGUUUGGUAAAUGUAAUAUUAGUUUUGGGUGGUUUUCUUUUUCGUUUUUUCCUAGAAUGUUCAAGAGCCUUAGAGACUCUCAAGUGAUGAUAGCAAGUUUUUUUCUGUGAUGAGAAAGAGAUUGUUCCUUUGAUGGUUCUAAUCACAGUUGGGUUCUGUACCAUGGUUUACAGGUUGUUUCUCCCUCUGACCAGGCAGAGACGCCUAAAGCCUCAAUUUUUUUUGUUUUCGAGAAAUAUAUUCAUUAGACUAGAUGUUACAUUUCUUUACAUUUUUUGUGUGCAUUAGAAUUCAUGUCAGUUUAUAAUAUUUCUCAAAAAGGCUUUGAAAUUUGAGCACUCGGGCUUAUUUGAUGAAAUGGAAAAUAGCCUUAAGUUACUGAUAGGAAAGACAAACAAUGCAAUUUAACUUAAUUUAAGUCAUUUUGAUAAAUUCAUUCAUUUUUUUCCCCUUUGAAAAUGUUUAUCUUCAGCACAAGAAUCGUUAACCACAGCUCAGGACUCGGUGGAAUAUAAAUUUUUAUUCUUGUACACUGCUGAUUUACUCCUUAGUUGUGUAACUGGUGGCUCAGAACUUGUGCCUCGACGCUGUGAUUCUCUCUUCUUAGCACCCAGCUCACUGCGUUACUGGAGAAAGUUCUCUGUGUAUAUUGUGUCAGAUGCACUGUUUUAGUGUGCAAUGUAAUGGCACUGUCCAGGUGCACUGCCAUAGCUUAUCUGUGAUGUUUACAAGUUAAAAUUAUUAAAGUUUUACCUUUUAACUCUAA